GUUCUCGUUACGACUCUCAACUUAAAAGUAUUGUUAUGAGUUUUUAUCAUUCGAGUCAUUCAGUUACAAUUUCUCAUUUUAAAGAUUAGAACGUGUUUUUGAUUCUUCAACAAAAUUGAGCAUUUUAUUUUUCUCUGUGAAAGUUCAUUCGAAAAUAAUUUGAUAAUAAAUCGAUGAUCGCUACUUGUUCAAUUAUUUAAAGCACUUGAAGCUUUGUUUCUAUUUUUGAAUCAUUUAAUCAGUUGUAGACAUUUGGAAGGUAGCCUUAAAUAAGAACUUAAUGUCGGACGUUGGAGAUAUUUAGAUAACAAAUAGAAGUAGAUAAGCGAUUCAAAUUUAAAUAUACUCAAAAGUAAAUAAGAUAAAAAAUAAGUCAAGAACAACUGAAAACUUUUAUAUAGAAGGAUAAAAGUUUAAUUUAUCUACAAAUAUGAAUCCAGAUGUUGCGAAAGUAGUCACGGCUAUUGCACUUGGAUUUGGAGCAUUGAUAAUAGGAUUGCUUCCAGCUGCUAUAAGUCAAUAUAAUUUUAGACGAAGUUUACUUCUUCAGACGAUUCUUUUAUGCUUUGGAGCUGGAAUUUUAUUAGCAACCUCGCUUGUUCACAUACUGCCUGAAGUUCGCGAAGAUUUAGGAGGGGGAAUUGCCGAGAUCAUUUUCUGUGUUGGAUUUUUAUUUGUCUAUCUCGCUGAUGAACUUUUACAUUGUUGCUGUGGUGAAGCAAUUCAGCAUCAUCAUUCGCAUGAAUCUCCCGACAGUGAAUAUCAACCAAUUGUUCAUUCACAUGAUCAUGGCCAGUCAUCUUAUGGAGCGAUUAGAGACCAAAAAGAUGCCAAUAAUGACUCAGCAUGCGAAGAACAUCAACACCAACAUGACGUUGAAGAUGAAAGAAUUAACUCAAGAAUAUGUCACACAAAUCAUUUAGAACCAUGUCGACAAACUCUUGCAGGAAUCAUAGGAAUGUUAACAGCGUUGUCAAUCCAUUCUCUUCUUGAAGGAUUAGCUAUUGGAAUUCAGGAUACAACACCGAAAGUUAUGAUUCUUUUCAUAGCUGUUGUGUCUCAUAAAUUAGUUGUUGCUUUUUGUUUGGGAGUGGAACUGACAGCAAAUCAAGGAACUCAAUUCAAACAUCAUUUCUUAGCUAUUUUUGUAUUUUCUGCUGGAAGUGCAAUAGGAAUUCUUAUCGGCAUGGGAAUUGUCGAUCUCAGUAGUGUUGAAGACUCAAAGCUCAUUGCAAUUCUUCAAGGUAUCGCAGGUGGAACUCUUCUUUACGUGACUUUAUGUGAAGUUCUACCUCGUGAAAAAGCGCGUUGGCAUCAAAGCACACAAGCCAGAUUCGCCGGAUUGUCACAAUUUUUAUCGUUUGGAACAGGGUUUGGUGUUAUGACACUCAUGACCUGGUUUAUUACAGAUUGAGAUUAAACAUUUUUUAAACAUCAGACACUGCCAAUUAAACAUCCAAAAAUAUUUUAAUAAUCAGACAAAAGUGAACAUUUCGUAACUUAUUUUUAUAUUAUUUAGUCCAAAAGUUCAAAACAGUUUGUUAAUGUCGUAAAUAUAGAACAAAUAUUCUCUUUAUUACUAAUUUAUGAAAAAAACAUAUCAAAUGAAACAUUUACAAAUAAAUAAAUCCUGGCACUUUAAUUCCAUGAGAAUUUAAUACAACAAAAAUAAAUAAAAGAAAAGUAAAAAAAUUCAAUUAAGUUGUUUAAUUAAUCUUCAAAGUUCAAUUUC
Molecule: messenger RNA, 1732 nt
Organism: Clunio marinus
Lineage: Eukaryota; Metazoa; Arthropoda; Insecta; Diptera; Chironomidae
Source: the annotation of a GenBank genome assembly